AUGGUGCACUACGAUGAGAGUGAGGCCACCGCCAAAUGCCACGGCGGCGACGAGGUGGCCGUGACGUUCACGUCCACGGUGGUGCCAGCGCUGCCGCUGCAGGAGCACCGCCUGCCGCUCUCCAACCUCGACCUCAUCCUGCCCCCCAUCGACGUCAGCGUCUUCUUCUGCUACGCCGCCGGCGACGACUACCCGGCGGGUACAGGUAGCCACCCCGCGUCAACCCUGAAGGCGGCGCUGGCCAAGGUGCUGGUGGCGUACUACCCGCUCGCCGGCGAGGUCGUGGCCAACGCCGCGGGGGAGCCGGAGCUGCUGUGCAGCGGCCGCGGCGUGGACUUCGCGGAGGCGGCCGCGGACGGCGUCGAGCUGCGGGAGCUGCAGCUCGGCCUGCCGGACGAGAGCGUCGAGAGGCUGGUGCCCAAGAAGAAGUCCGGGGUCAUGAGCGUGCAGGUGACCAAGUUUAAGUGCGGCGGCGCCGUCGUCGGGUGCACCUUCGACCACCGCGUCUGCGACGCCUACUCCUUCAACAUGUUCCUCGUCGCGUGGGCCGCCGCGGCCCGGGGCGCGUCCAUCCCGCUGCCCCCGUCCUUCAACCGUUCAUUCCUCGCGCCGAGCAGCCCGCCUCCGUCGUGCACCGCCGGCACCCUCGCCGACCGCCUCUUCGUCCCCGUCAGCCUCGUGCCACCGCCGCCAGCCACAGCGGCACCACCCACAGCUUUCAACCGCAUCUUCCACGUGGCCGCCGCCGAUGUCGCCGCGCUGCAGGCCUCGGCGGGGCCCGGGCGCACGAAGCUGGAGGCGUUCACGGCCCACCUGUGGCAGCUCUACUCCAGGGCGGCCACGCCACGACACGACUCGUGCUGCAUGGGCGUCGUCGUCGACGGGCGCGGCCGCUUGUGCCCCGACGGCGCCAUGAGGCCCUACUUCGGCAACGUGCUGACCAUCCCCUACGGCGCGUUCGUCGCUGCCGACCUGCGCGACAUGGCGCUCGCGGACGUAGCGGAGGACGUGCACCGAUGGGUCGCGGAGGCGGCCACGGGCGAGCACUUUCAGGGGCUGGUCGACUGGGUGGAGGCGCAGCGACCCGAGCCCACGGUGGCGAGGGCUUACAUAGGCGGCGGCGACAAUGACAACGGCGAGGGGGAGACGGCCUCGUGCGUGGUGUCGUCGGGGCUGAGGCUCCCGUUCGGUGAGGUGGACUUCGGGUGGGGCCGUCCGGCGUUCGCGUCGUACCACUUCCCGUGGCCCGGCGCCGCCGGGUACGUGAUGCCGAUGCCGAGCGCGCGCGGGGGCGGGGACUGGGUGGUGUACGUCCACGCGGCGCCGGAGGUGGUGAAGGUGAUGGAGGAGGAGCCAACGGUGUUCAGGGCCCCGGUGAGCAGCGACAUAUUCGGGUGA
This is a messenger RNA of Triticum turgidum subsp. durum (durum wheat), 1398 nucleotides long. The record is from the annotation of a GenBank genome assembly. NCBI's taxonomy places the organism in Eukaryota, Viridiplantae, Streptophyta, Magnoliopsida, Poales, Poaceae.